This is a messenger RNA of Osmerus eperlanus (European smelt), 3537 nucleotides long. RefSeq names its product N-acetyllactosaminide beta-1,3-N-acetylglucosaminyltransferase 3-like. Gene Ontology annotation, cellular component: Golgi membrane. Bases 373 to 1539 code for a protein of 388 amino acids. NCBI's taxonomy places the organism in Eukaryota, Metazoa, Chordata, Actinopteri, Osmeriformes, Osmeridae. Gene Ontology annotation, molecular function: hexosyltransferase activity; UDP-glycosyltransferase activity. The transcript has 2 exons. The record is from RefSeq and is a predicted model, not a curated record.
CAUCUGGAGUUGCAGUGUUCUCUGGGCGGAUCCAUGUCUCUGCCAAUGCAAGGGCGUAAAGAGAAGCAUGGGAUGCAAAUGCCGGGAUUAAGUCUGCCUUGUUCACAGCAGACUGGCAGUUCCAGAGCCCUAUAGAAAGAGAGAGAGCAGGUGGAGAAGAUCUGGAUAGGUAGCUAAGGUUAGAAGUGGACCGUAUAUACUUUGUGACAUAUCUACGUCUGCGAGUGGUGUAAUGAACGGGAAUGCUGAAGAAACACAUGCUAGCUAUGAACAUGUUCUAGGUAAAAUAGAAUACAAAUAGGGUGAUACUUAUCAGAAGAGGUGAUCCGGCCUCGUCGGCCAUCCUCGGUGGACUCCCGCAGAGAAAAAAGAAUGAUGAGAAUGCCAUCUCUUAACCUCAAAUUAGUGGCUUUGCUUUUAAUUGGAACUUUCGCCUUGGUGCUUAUCUUUGGGAAAGAAGCCCACCCUGCAGAUGAGCCAUCAGAUAACAUGCAGAUAAAGGACACAAAGGAAUCAAUGCCUGACCAAAUAACUAAGAAACCAGUCCGGGUGCGGUCAGACGCCAUCACAUGGCCACCUUGUCAGCGUAAUGAAUCUGCAUCCAACGUGACAGGCUUUUCUUCACUUCCCGGCCACAUCCAAGACUUCCUGUAUUAUCGUCACUGCCGCCACUUCCCCAUGCUGCUUGACGUACCUGAUAAAUGUGGAGGUCCACAGAACUCUGCUGAUGUCUUCCUUCUGCUGGUUAUUAAGAGCUCGCCUUGGAACUAUGACCGCAGGGAGGUUCUACGUAAAACCUGGGCAGAGGAGAGAAUCCAGAAUGGUGUAUGGGUGCGUCGACUCUUCAUCUCAGGAACCACAAGCUCGGGAUUUGAGAAGUCAAAGCUGAACAACUUACUGGAGUUGGAAAACAAAGAACAUCAUGACAUCUUGCAAUGGGACUUCAGUGACACCUUCUUCAAUCUAACAGUGAAGCAAAUUCUGUUUCUCGAGUGGAUGGAGAGGAACUGCCCAAAUGCUCGCUUCCUGCUGAACGGUGAUGAUGACAUCUUCGCCAACACAGAUAACAUGGUGGAAUACUUUCAAAGCCUCAAGGACAAUGAUGGAAGCAAGCAUCUGUUUGAGGGUUCUCUGGCACAUGUCGGUGGACCCAUCAGAGACCGAGGGAACAAGUACUAUGUGCCACUUCAGGUACAAGAGUCAGAAACAUUCCCCCCCUAUUGUUCAGGAGGGGGAAUUCUCCUGUCAGGCUACACAGCUAUGGUCAUAUACAAAAUGUCUCAGUCAAUAACCAUAUUGCCCAUUGAUGAUGCUUACCUGGGGAUGUGCCUGCAAAAGGCUGGUCUUGGCAUCAAGUCCCACAUCGGUGUUCACUGUGAAGGACUGCACAUCCCUUCUAAAAGGCUUGAUGCCCAUGACCCUUGUUUUUACAAGGAAAUUAUUUUGGUACACAGAUUUGUAGUACAUCAGAUUUACAUCAUGUGGCAUGCAGUACGUGACCCUAUCCUGAAAUGUGGCGGAAAGACUUUGACACUUUAGACGUGUUGAUUUCCCAGGCGUCUCUCUUAGUGAUGAAUCUUCCCAUAUGUUUUGUCAACAAUAUAAUUUGCAUAUAGUGGUCAACUGACAUCUGGCAAACUUCUUCAUCUGUACCAGGACAGGGCUUCUGUCACGCUGAGAGGUGGUGUAGGACCCAAAUGCAAGGGAGUACGCAGCCAUUUUGAAAACAAAGGGUUUAAUCAUGAAAAGCCAGGGAAACAGAUAGGUUACAUUUACAUUUAGUCAUUUAGCAGACGCUCUUAUCCAGAGCGACUUACAGUAAGUACAGGGACAUUCUCCCCCGAGGCAAGUGGGGUGAAGUGCCUUGCCCAAGGACACAACGUCAAUUGACACGGCCAGGAAUCGAACUGGAAACCUUCAGAUUACUAGCCCGACUCCCUCACCGCUCAGCCAUCUGCCUGGGUACUCACACAGACAUGGGUAGUAAGGACAAGACAAAGACUGGACACAAAACAGAAACCUAAAGACACAGAACCAAACGACACACAGGUGGACACAAUGAAGCUAACGAGACAGGUGAAGACAAUGACAGGGAAACACUAGGACAGGGAAAAACCAAAAACAACAGGGGGGCACGGCUGUGGCCGUGACAGCUUCCAUACAUGAGGAUCUAUAAUAGGUAAUAAAUAGGUCUAUAAAAGGUACACUCUUGCACUUUUGAGGUUCAUGUUGUUUAAUUUGUAACUUGUUUAACUACUUGCUCUUAUAUUUCUUCCCAUUGGCACUUGGUUGCUUAUCACAGUGUAUGUUCAUGUUUUGGAGUCCCGCAAUGUUUUUGGUGGCCAUCUCGUUGUUUAUGAUCAUUGACCUAUGCACUUUUGUAAAGCUCUCUCUUGGAAGUCGCUUUGGAUAAAAGAAUCUGCUAAAUGAAUGUAAAUGUAAAUCCUUCACAUUUGUCCAAAAGAGAUAUUUUUGUGAAGUAAAGAGAGUUUUUGUAAAGUAAUUGUACAAUUCUGAUCUCUAUUGGUGAUAUACAAAUGUAGUAAACGUGUGAUGUGAGAAUUCUAAACAACCGUGCUUUUAUAACUACACUUUCACUCAUUCCAGGACAUCAUGUCCAACUGAAUUAAGGUGUGUUAUUUUGUUGUGCUUAUGGACACAGUAAGGGUGUCACCCAUUUUGUUUUUCCCCCCGAAAGCAUAGGGACCUAAAAACCUAAAUGAGUUCAGAGCUGGUUUUUGUGCGUGUUCCUUUUUGUAUAUAGAAAUUAGAGCAGAUAUUUGUGAAGUGCCCUCUACAAGACUAAUACAUUUUUAUAUAUUAUUUUAAAGAUUCCGUUUCUGUAGUGUGAUAAAAUGAUUAAUGUGUCACCCAUUUUGUUUUUCCCCCCGAAAGCAUAGGGACCUAAAAACCUAAAUGAGUUCAGAGCUGGUUUUUGUGCGUGUUCCUUUUUGUAUAUAGAAAUUAGAGCAGAUAUUUGUGAAGUGCCCUCUACAAGACUAAUACAUUUUUAUAUAUUAUUUUAAAGAUUCCGUUUCUGUAGUGUGAUAAAAUGAUUAAUGUAAUGAUGCAAUGACUGUAAACUUUCAAACUGUUUCAAUAAAUAUUCAAUGUUAUGUCUGAAAACUCCUCGGGGGAACCAGGAAUAUUAAGUCCCUUAUGAAUGUAGUCAAAGUAGGGAUGAUGUCUCCACAUCAGUGUGUCAAAUGUUCUUCUAUUGUCUGAUUUUAGAGCUAUUGGAGUAGUCAGGAAAAUAAAUCUUGGUUAUGUGCUCAUACCUUUUUAUUCAAAGCACAACCAAUUAGCUCUAACUAACAAUGAAGCAGAUUCCAUAACUAGAGUGCAUUUACAAGAACCAUCCAAAACUCACUUUCCAUAUUCCUGCAUUAAUGUCUGUUUGCUUGAUUUGUUCCUAAAGCUUUGCAUAAAUUAAAUAACAUGUCAACAGUCAAACAAGAAGAACAUGUCUGGUAUACAUAUAGAAGCUAUGAUGAAUAUUGAUCUGAUAUUGAGCAUGUGAUAAUGUUACAUAUAACA